Messenger RNA from Venturia canescens, 4378 nucleotides. It is a transcript of the gene RSG7, whose product is annotated as Regulator of G-protein signaling 7. The transcript is spliced from 12 exons. Gene Ontology annotation, biological process: positive regulation of GTPase activity; G protein-coupled receptor signaling pathway; intracellular signal transduction. Gene Ontology annotation, molecular function: GTPase activator activity. Gene Ontology annotation, cellular component: neuron projection; cytoplasm. The record is from RefSeq and is a predicted model, not a curated record. NCBI's taxonomy places the organism in Eukaryota, Metazoa, Arthropoda, Insecta, Hymenoptera, Ichneumonidae. The coding region runs from base 551 to 2152 and encodes 533 amino acids.
ACGGGAAGGCGUUGGGAUUGUGCCACGUGAUGGGAACAACGCUCCGGUAGAACACGAAUUUAUAUUUCAUAUAGUACCUUGCGAUGUGUUAUCAUUAUCAAUGUUGUUUUGUAUCUCGACAUCGCAUCACCCGAUGGUUACCCUACCAAAUCGAUUCAAUCGCUCUCGUUCACACAUACUAUCUAUAUCGACGUGUGUGUGUGUAAAGCAUGAAUAUUGAUAUACUAUACGCAAACCGAACGAACUCUACAUAAAUAUAUCCGUUCGUACGGCAAUGAAUAAACCGAGUGCCCGGGAUAACCGCGGUCACUGUUCAACCGGUGUUUGAAUCCUCGUGCGAGAGAUUCCCACGUGAGUUUACUGCAAUAGAAAAAAAAACAUAAAAGACUAAUAAACCCCAGUGCUAUGAAAAAUAAUGAGCGACGAAUAUCGACGGGGAAUUGAGCGGAUAUGUUACUCGUCGUUUUAUCCCUACAAUCGCGUGCAUUUCAUCUACCGGAUUUGAGGACGUUCUGCUGGAGGGCGAUGGUGCACCUCCCUUAGCUUGGAUAUGGUAACCAUGAGCUCCGAAAAAUCCGCCUGCCGGCGCAAGCCGGCGGAGAGUAACGGCUCCAAAGGCGCGGGUGAACGUGGUGGUUCAAUUAGCAAGGCUAAGAAUGUCAAUCAAAAGAUCAAGAAAGAAGAAGGUAGCACGACGACGACGACGACGUCGUCGUCUGGGGAUAAACCAAAUGCUUCGCCGAAUGCUUCGCCGAACGCCACAGCCACCUGUGCCGAAGACAGUCCCAAUUACCUCGUUUACAAAAAGAUGGAGUCCAUCAUCGAAAAAAUGUUAGACGAAGACAACGGAGUUCCGGUCAGAACGGUCAAAAGCUUUAUGACCAAGAUUCCUUCUGUCUUCACUGGCACCGAUCUCAUUGCGUGGAUGAUGAAAAACAUGGAGAUCGACGAUCAAGAAGCUCUCCACGUUGCUCAUUUGAUGGCAUCGCACGGAUACUUUUUUCCCAUCGACGAUCACUGCCUCACUGUGAAAAACGACAACACAUUUUAUCGAUUUCAGACCCCGUACUUUUGGCCCUCGAAUUGUUGGGAGCCUGAAAAUACCGAUUAUGCUGUUUACUUGUGUAAACGAACGAUGCAAAACAAAACGCGUCUGGAAUUGGCCGACUACGAGGCAGAAAAUCUCGCAAGACUCCAGAAAAUGUUUUCACGAAAGUGGGAAUUCAUAUUUAUGCAGGCCGAAGCACAGAGCAAAGUUGACAAAAAAAGAGACAAACUCGAGAGAAAAGUCCUCGACAGCCAGGAAAGAGCUUUUUGGGACGUUCAUCGGCCAAUGCCCGGUUGUGUGAAUACGACCGAAAUGGAUAUAAAAAAAGCUUGCAGGAGCAACAAACCGAUCAUAAAGGCGAGUCGACAUUUGCAACUAGGAGUAGCAGGUGGACGAAUAUCGCCAACUCACGCGGAUCAAAGUCCAAGCCCCUCGGUCGAAAACGUUAGGAGAGAGAUCGAUAUGUUGAAACAAAGACUCGACAGACGUAACAUCAAAGUAUCCAAAGUUGCGGAAGCGCUCAUCGGUUAUUUUGAACAAUACGUCGAAUACGAUCCAGUGUUUACGCAACCCGAGCUUGGUAAUCCUUGGGUCACGGACAGCCCGGAAAUGUGGGAACAGGAGAAAUUAGCUAAAGAAAUUUCGGUCAGGAGGGUAAAACGGUGGGCUUUCAGUCUGCAGGAGUUACUUCAGGAUCCCGUCGGACGUGAACAGUUCGUUCGAUUUUUAGACAAAGAAUUUAGUGGUGAAAAUCUCAAAUUUUGGGAAGCGGUUCAGAGCUUGAAAGCUUUACCACAGCGAGACGUUCAAACAAAGGUGAAUGAAAUAUGGAACGAAUAUCUAGGUCCUGAUGCGAGUUGUCCAAUAAAUGUAGACUCGAGGUCUUUCGAGAUGACAAAAAAGAAUCUAGACAAACCUGAUCGAUGGUCGUUCGACGUUGCCGCCGCUCAUGUUUAUCAUCUAAUGAAGACCGACAGUUACUCGAGAUAUCUUCGUUCGGAGAUGUACAAAGAUUACCUUAACGGUUCCAAGAAAAAGACAUCGGUAAAAGGAAUUCGUAGCAUCGUGUCGUUUGCCGCUCGCAAAGAUACCGCUGCAUCCUAACGGAUCAAUCCCGGAAAUGAACGAAAUCCAUUGUGGGUCGUAUUGAUCGCUAAUAAUCGCGCAGAUGAAUUUCUUACCGCUUGACGUUCGCAUCGCACACUGACACAUACAAAAACACACGAAUACGUGGGCGCUUGCCGGCGCAAACUCACCUCAUUCACACGAAAAAUGACCAAAAAAACGAUAAAAAUUCAUGAAAAACGUUGGAAGAAGCCACGGCUUACGGCAACGUUGAGGAUCAGAAACUUUGAAGAGCAGUUUCAUUCGUCGACGCUUAACCUUCAAAGUGACUCCUUCACACUUUCUUUACCACGUAUUUUGCCCACCCAACCAAACGGCCAUAAAAAAAAAAAAAAUGCAUGUACGGGAUGGACGGAAAGGGAGAAAGAGAAAUUCCUGGAUACUUAAAAACCUCAAGACUGGAAGAAAAUGGAAUGGAAAUUGGAGUUACGGAAGAUCUCGUUUAAUCGAAGAGUGAAUAUUCAUUCGAGCUCCUCCGAUGCAAUGCAGCAAUACGAAAGAGGCAAGAAAUCCUGUGGAGAGACGUGUGGAGCAGUAUCGAUCGCCAAAUGAGGAAGAAUUAUCGGCGCAGAGAUCGGCUCGUCGAUGGAAAUUUGAUUGAACCGAUCUUCAUUCAACGAUGAAUCAAGUCCCGUUGAGUUUGACAUCGGACCGAAAAGAUAACGAUCAACAUUCAUCGAUUUAUCGUCUUCAGGAUUUAGAAAUUCGCAGCCAAGUCCGAAAUUAACGGGAAAAGGUUGUAACGAACGAUACGUAGAUAAAGAUUCGGAGAAUAGUUUGCUCUGAAGCAAAUGCUCACAGACAAUUUUCAUUGUUCCGAUAAGAGCAUUACUUUCUUAAUCUUUUCAAUUGUUCAUGAAUUGUUCGCUCAAUCACAACCGCUUUUUAAAGGCUCGUUUCUCAUUGAUUCUCCGCAAUAGAAAAUUAUGGUUACUCAUUUUUUUUUUUUACAAUUCAUCAUAGUAAAAGUAAAGUUGACGUUUAGCUGCAGAAUGGGAAAUGAGCAUUUGGAAAAUAAUCGCGAACAUUUAUUGGAGGGUAAUGAAUUUUCAUGAAACAACCAUCAAGAUCGAACGAUUUUCUCAAUGAAAAGAAAUAGGCAAGAGUGUGCUUUUCGAUGUAUAUAGAAGAAAGAUUGUUCAAUUUUGAGAUUUCACAAACCUCCGCAAUCUUCGUAUUACAAAAAAAAAGCAAAAAUCCGAAAGCCUCGAUUUGGCAAAGACUAUUUAAUCAUGCGUACAUUUGUAUAGAUACGCAAGAGCGGAGAAGAAAAAGAGAUGAAAAUCGUAAAAUGUCCCCCCGAGCUUGUAAAUACGCCCAAAAAUUGUGAAAAAAUUGUGAAAAAAUAAUCCCCGGUGCUAUUUUAUCGAAGGCGCUGACUCACGAAAGUUGAAUAAUAUCAAGAUUGAAAAAUCUGAUCGCACAAAUAAGCAAUAAAUCGCGACAGCGAUUUUGAACGUGAGUCUUUCGUCGUGUUCCAUGCGAAAGAAUCACUUUUGCGUGUUAGAUGCGUGUACAUAUAGACUGGACUGUGCGUGUGUAUGCGUGCGUGUAUAGAGAAAGUAUAUCAGAAACUAGUUGACAAAUAAAAUUAAUGCAAAAAGGGAAAAAUGACGGAUUUGCGAUAUCAAUAGAAACGAUUAAGAUGAGAAAUCGAUUUUAAAGAAACAUACGCAUAUACCAUAAAUAUAUAUAUUUUUUUUUAACCAAUCAAACUCUGUUUCAUGUGGGGAGAGAAUUUUUUCAAACGUCUCUUUGAUACGCCGUUGCCAGUCCCUAAAAAAGGCAUCAACAUUACGAAAUGUAUAGAAGCGAAAAAGGGCGAUGAAAUAGUAUAGAAUGGAAAAAUGGCGGUUGUACAGUCGCGAGGCAAAAAGCGCUGAAAACACGGUGCCAAACGUAGGAUUUGCAUCGCGAUUUGCAUUGAGUAGUUUGAGUAAAAAACGAUGAGAAAGAAAAAACAAAGAUUAGAAUCUUUCAAAAUUCGAAUUCGCACGAUAUUUGAAAGUCACGUGCGCGUGUACGUAUGAGUGAGCAAAUUUUCGCAAUGUGAAAAUAAAAACACUCGCACUGUAUGUGUAUAGAGAAGGAAAAGAAGCAGAAUAUAACGGUUCUUGUAGAAAUUAUUUUUAUGUGAUCUCAUUAUUUGACGAUAGAAAAUAGCUGAUAAUUCGAAACAUGAAAAUAAACGAUUUUGUGAUCCUA